AAUAAUAGGGCGUUGGAUGAUCGAACUGACCGUAUAUAAAGGACUGUCAGACCAACAGUGGUCAUCAGUCCAUCAACGGUCGUACACAUCGUUCGUCGAAACCCCUCAAGACAGCAACAAAACCGUCAAAUACAAAAUCAACAUGCAGUUCCAAAUUUCCUUUGCUUUGAUCGCUAUGAUCGUGUGCUUCGUCGCCGCAGCCGAAGAAGCCAAAUCAGCAUCCACCAAGUCCGUAAACAGCAAGUCCGCCACUGACCGAAGCAAGCGUGGUCUGUACGCUCCACUCGUCACCUCCCCGUACGCUCCGGCAUACGCAGCACCAUACGCAGCUCCGUACACCGCCCCUUACGCCGCCACUUACGCCGCCCCUUACGCCGCUCCUUAUGUGGCACCUUAUGCAGCACCGUACGCAGCCCCAUACGUAGCAUCCCCAUACGCAGUCGCUCCGUACACUUCUUCUUAUGUAUCUUCCUACGGAGCUUACCCAUACGGUUAUGCUUCGCCAUACGGUUUCUACUAAUCGACAACUUCGGUAUCGACAUUUUAUUCUUACUGUUAUAUACCUACAUUAUAUCAGGUAUAAACCGCAAUACAAACAACACAUAAAUAUAAUAAAAUAUAAUUUUGUAUUUGAAAAAAAAUUAAUAAACUUAUAUUAUGUUAAACAGACCAUUGUGCCUAACUAAUAGGUACUUAUUUUCUUGUAGUUAUAUUAUUAUGUAAAUAAAUACAUUUUAAAAAUCAUAAA
This is a messenger RNA of Aphis gossypii (cotton aphid), 748 nucleotides long. RefSeq names its product vitelline membrane protein Vm26Ab-like. The coding region runs from base 17 to 520 and encodes 167 amino acids. The record is from RefSeq and is a predicted model, not a curated record. The transcript has 2 exons. Lineage: Eukaryota; Metazoa; Arthropoda; Insecta; Hemiptera; Aphididae.